UUUCCCUAUUUAGAAACCUUUAGGCAAAGGAGGGCUUAUACUUUGGUGGCUCUCUUAAGUGGAGUGAAUCUGAAGAGAUACAUACAGAGAAGAUGAUGAACUGGAGAAGGGAGAGUGGGUCAUUCUCUUCUUGGCUACUAAUUCUGGUGGUGCUAUUUGCUCUGAGGGGAAUCCAGACAGGCCACCACAAGAAUGAGAUAAAACACAUUGCAGUGGGCACAUCCAAAACUCUCUUGGACCUCACUGUUGUUGCCCUCAUCGAUGACAUUUGGUGGGCUUCCUAUUUCAAAUCAAAUCAACACAUGGUGUUCAAGGCAGACUGGAUCUCUGAGGUCCUGGGAUCGAACUUAAUUGAGGAAAUGGAACAUUUGCUAAUAAACCACAAGGAAGAUUUCCAGUUUGUCUUUCAUUACUUGACAAGAAAUGACACUGAGACAGAAGGAAAUCAUACACUGCAGAUUCAGUUAGAUUGUGAAUUAGAUGGAGAUAUCCAAUUGAGCAGUCAUGUAAAGUAUGCCUUUGAUGGAGAAGAUUUGAUCAAGGUAGAUGAGUUAGAAGGACAAUGGGUGGUUCUGAACCCUAAGGCUCGUAACUUCAAAUUGAUUGUGAACAGCCCUUUCUGGACCGAAGUAAGAAAACGUUACAUUAAGAGAUAUUGUGUUGGAGCAAUGCAGAAAAUUAUUGGGAAUUCAAACAUGAAAAAGAACGAAUCACCUGAGGUGUAUGUAUCCCAGCAAGAUUACCCUGAUGGUACUACUAAGCUUUCCUGUACAGCUACAGGCUUCUACCCACAACCCAUUCUGUUGCACUGGAAGAAGGGUACUGAUGGUGCUAUAUGGGGGAAAGAGAGCUCUAGUGGCACCCUGCCUAAUUCCGAUGACACCUUCUAUCUCCGAAUCUCCCUGGAGAUCCAGCCGGGAGACUCUGUAACAGAUUAUGCUUGUAUAGUAGAGCACAGUGAGCUGGAGAGACCAGUUGUGUAUCCUGUCCCUAAGAAGCCCUACAAGAAGAAUUUUUGGGUUGUUGCCCUGAGCAUCCUUCUAGGAGUCAUUCUGACAGUUGGUUGUCUUGUGGUCUUCAUCCAGUGGAAGAAGAGAAAGUCAGGAAUGUAUUGUUAGGUGAGAGGGGAAGGGAUAGGAAGAAGAGAACACAAAAGAAUAAAAUAAAGUGUUAUUCUGAGGUCGAUGUUAAUAAUUGUAUACUUGAUGAAAAGAAAUCCCAAAAUAUAGAAUCUCAGAGUAGGAAGGCACUUUGAAUGCCAUUCAAACCCUUAAAAGAACAUAAUUUCUCUGUCUAAUAUUCCCAACAAAUGAUCAUAUAUCCUGGACUGAAGACUUCAAGUGACGAGGAGGUCACAGCCUUAAUUUUUUUUUUACUGCUAUAUUUCUUGGAAAGGAAGCCUGGCUUUGUGGAUGGAGAAUACCGGGGGUCAGGUCCAACUUUUGACACAAAUUGGUUGUAUGUUCCUGGGCAAAUGACUUAACUUCUCCAUAGCUUAGGCUAGUCUCUAGUACUGAAAGAUCGAGAGAAGAUGUUAACUUCCAUUGGUAGAGAGAGUUUUCUUA
Messenger RNA from Sarcophilus harrisii (Tasmanian devil), 1565 nucleotides. Its product is annotated as zinc-alpha-2-glycoprotein. The transcript has 5 exons. Lineage: Eukaryota; Metazoa; Chordata; Mammalia; Dasyuromorphia; Dasyuridae. Bases 93 to 1118 code for a protein of 341 amino acids. Gene Ontology annotation, cellular component: external side of plasma membrane. The record is from RefSeq and is a predicted model, not a curated record. Gene Ontology annotation, biological process: immune response.